Molecule: messenger RNA, 2333 nt
Organism: Parasteatoda tepidariorum (common house spider)
Lineage: Eukaryota; Metazoa; Arthropoda; Arachnida; Araneae; Theridiidae
Source: RefSeq, a predicted model, not a curated record
UAGAUAAUUUUCUGCAGUUUAUCCAUAGAUAGCUUUAUCCAUAGAUAAUUUAAGUCUGUUCCAGUGCCAAAGCUAAGGUUUUAAAGCAUCAAAAAUUUAAAAAAUUGAAGUUUCUGGUGCAUAAUUUAACAUUUAUUUUGAGGCAGAAGCUUCUUUUCUCUAUUAAUGUUUAUUAACCAAUUUCAAAUGUUUGUUCUUACAGAAACUAAUUGCCAGGAUGGAGCUCUAGUCGGAGUUGGCCGAGGAUUGGAACGAGGCAUUUCAGGAAUUACUAAUAAUGCUGAAGGCGUAAUAAGCGAUGUCACCUUACAUGGAAAUCUCUUGGGAGUCGCAGGUGAUGCUGUUGAUCAUGUUGGACAUGCUGCUCAAGGCUUAAUUGACAAUGUGGAUCAUGGGCUUGGAAACGGAAUAGAUGAUCUUGCUUGUGGAAUUGGAAAAGAUGCUGACGAGAUUGCUGAAGGAGUCCAAACUGGUGAUAUCCUUGGUGGACUUGCCGACGUAGCUGGUAGUAAGUAUUUUCGAUUAUUUUCUACAAUUUCCUAAUUAACUCUCAAAUUUUCUAGAUUUUGAUUUUGUUUAAUAUACAAUUAGAAAAUAUAACUAAAAAUAAACUCUUUUUAAGUAGGAAUACCAUUUCAGUUGGAAGAAAAAUAAAAAAAAGUAUAUUUCAUAUUUAAAUACUGAAAUUGAAUGUUUAACUUUUUGUUCAAUUUUGUUUGUUUUGUUUAGUUUUAAUAUCAGAAAAAUUACUUUAUUUCUAGAAUGAUAACCGUGGCAAAAUAGCAAUUAUUAAAAUGUCAGUACUUCACAAAAUCUUAAACAUUUGCAUAAUCCAUAAAUUGUCGUUAGUUUUGUCAGGUUUGUAUUAUAAAUGCAACAAAUUAAAAAAGAGAAUAUAGUAAUUAUCAUACUCCAUCUUGGGAUAUACUAUUUUCAGAAGCUUGAACCUAGAAGUUUAAAAAUUUCUCAUGAAUAAAACGCUUAGUAUCAAACUUUUCUCUAAAUAAAACGUAGAAACCAUGACAAAAUUAAACAUCAGUCAUAUAGCCAAAAAAUAUCUGGUAAAUUUACCAUACUGUUGGUUAAAGAUAUUUUUAGUAAAAUAUACCUUAAUUAUAAAUAUAAAAAAAAAAUAUGGUAUUAAAAUAUUUGGCAAUGUUUCCAUUUGUAUAGUAACUCUUUAUCCGAAAUUAAAAAUAACAAAAUUUGCGUUUUCAAACCUUUAAAAGACAUUUAAUUAAUUAUAGUUAUUAAAACCACAUAUUUAGUAAAAAAAUGCUCAAAAGCGAAUAUAAUCGAAUAAAUAGUUUUUUCGCCAUGCUCUAAGAUGUCAUAAUAACACAGCCGAAUUUCACCACAUUUUCCAAAUUUUGUUACAUAUUAUAAAAUCAUGUUUGUUAGUUUUACCAAAUUCAUUAACAUAGCUCUUUUUUUAAAAAUUACCCUUCUGUUUGGCGUUCCCCUACAGCCCAAAACACUGUAAAGUUUACCAUACUGUGGCAGUUUUGAUCAGAUACUUAAUGCAAAAUAAAUUUUUAAUUAGCUUUAAGUGUUACGUCGAUAGAUCUUCUUUAAGGGCAAUAUUCCGUUAAACUCCAAAUAGAUGUAUAAGUAUUUACCUUUUUAGAGUUUCUCUAUAUAUUUUGAAAAUUAGUAGUAAUGACAUUUCUGGGAGUUUUUUAACUAAAUUUUUUAAUUUAUAUGAAAGGUAUGGCAAAUGUUUUGAUUUUAAUUGAUGUCGUCGUAAUUUCCUAUUAUUAUGUUUAGAAAACUAUCUUUUUUGAUGAAUUUGACACAAUAAUAUUAUAAUAUAUUUGAAUACAAACAAAUAUAAAUUCGUAAGAUAGCAAGUUUAAAUAAAACACGCAAACUAUAUUAAAUUGAUAUUAAUAAGUGCAGUGAUAUUAUUUAAUAUAUAAGGAUAUAUUAUAACAGGGAAUAUUAUGAUAUAUGAAAGUUAAGUCCCUACGUUUUGAGAAUUUUGCCUUCUUUUAGAAAUCUAAAAUUACAAUUGGAAAAAAAUAUGCUUCUAAUUCCAUACAUGGUAUAUCUUGGGAAGAACAAUUUUUGUCAUUUUAACUGCAAAAAACUGUCAUCUAAAUGAUAUAAAGUUACAUAAAAUAUAAUUUUUACAGCGACAGUAACAAGUGUUGCAGAUACACUCGGCGCUCUUGCUGACGGCGCCGUCGGAGGAGUUGAUGAUGUUUUAGACCAAGCUUUGGAUAUACUUAAGAGCUUGUAAGAACGACAUAUGAUUUUCCAGACAUGCUCAAGACAUUCCAUGAAACAAGAAGUAUUAAAUUAAAAAUUGGAUGCUAUGUAAAAAAUCAACU